Diprion similis is the source of this 1940-nucleotide messenger RNA. It is a transcript of the gene Syx13, whose product is annotated as syntaxin-12. Gene Ontology annotation, molecular function: SNARE binding; SNAP receptor activity. The record is from RefSeq and is a predicted model, not a curated record. NCBI's taxonomy places the organism in Eukaryota, Metazoa, Arthropoda, Insecta, Hymenoptera, Diprionidae. Gene Ontology annotation, biological process: vesicle-mediated transport; vesicle fusion; intracellular protein transport. Gene Ontology annotation, cellular component: SNARE complex; membrane; endomembrane system. The coding region runs from base 214 to 1023 and encodes 269 amino acids. The transcript has 6 exons.
ACGGUGAAAGGACGAUCUAACUAUUGUCACGUGGGCGGUACGUCAGCCACCGUUCGGGCAACUGUCAUUUCACGAUAAUUCUCCGUUUCUCCGCAUAGAAAAUAGACUGGAUUACAACAAUAAAAUUUUUUUUAAAUGUCGCAAGUAGUAGGUGUUCCUCGUCGUCAUUGAUACGGAAUUUACAAACCUCAACGAUAAAUCAGUUUUGGCAGAAUGGCGCACAGUUCUCGUGGCUACGGAUCGACCGAUCAGCGUUCCGACGUUCCGGACGUAGGCUUCAGUCCGACCGAAUUGUACAGUCUAAGUGAGAAUAUAACGACCAAUAUUUAUACGAUAAAUUCAAGCUGGCGCACUUUGGAUCGAGCUUUUAAAACCAUCGGCACUAACAAGGACUCCCAGGGUCUUCGUGACAGAGUACACGUGACUCAGCUUAGCACCAAUCAAGUUGUUACUCAGACAAGCAAGGAUAUCACAAGACUUACAGUGUUGAUGAGGCGAGGUGACAAAGAACAGAAACUUCAGAUCGAAAAAUUAACAACCGACUUCAAAGAUGCCAUGCAAAGAUAUUCUGAGAUGCAGAAAGCUGUCGCAGAGAAAAUGAAACGGCAUUUACUAGUAUCUGGUAAUUCUGAGAAUCAAUCUGGAGAUGGGAAUCAGGAUACGGAGACUCUAGUUCAAGUCCAAGCGGACUUUGAGCAGAAAGACGUUCAAAGAUCACUCGAAUUUGAACAAGGAUUGCUUUUAGAGCGUGAGGAGAGAAUCAGGAGAAUCGAAGGAGAUAUAUUGGAUGUGAAUCAAAUAAUGCGCGAGUUGGGUGCACUGGUGCAUCAGCAGGGAGACUCGAUUGAUACUAUAGAGAACAACAUAGAGAAUGUUCACGGAAAUGUCGAAUUGGGGGCUCAAGAAUUGGUUAAAGCUAGUAGUUACCAGUCAAAGUUCCGUCGAAAAGUUUGUUUCUUGUUGAUACUCGCUGUUAUUGCUGCCGUGAUACUAGCCAUUAUACUAGUCACUGAACUAAGUUAGCGUUUUAAAUAUUUUUAGGCGUUAUAAUCGGUCAAAACGGUUGUCUCAAUCUGUUGAUAAGGGGCUUUCGAAUAAUCACAAAUAUGAUGUAGUAGUCUUAUAGGAGUUCUUUAUGCAAUUUCAUCGCUUUGUAAUAAACAAAUGCAAUAAGUGGAGAGAUUUAAGACUUAAUUGCGUUCUAUAGUUUCGUUCCAAGGAUUAUAUAAUUUGUAUUCACUUAUUUCUCUGCCCAAUUGAAUAUAAAGGUCGAUAUUCAAGGUCACAACUCUUGACGUACGUAAUAACUCAUAGAAUACAAAGCACGAAAUCAGAGACUAAAACUGAAUUGUAUAUGUUGUUGCCUAAUUUUUAUCGAGUGGAGUUGACAAUUUUCUCCCCUCUCAUUAUACGUUAAUAUACUUUAGUUUACUAUUGUAAGAAUUGACAGCGUUCUUUCCCAACUACCUGCACAUUGAAAGCUGUUUGCUAAUUAAAUUUUACAAAAAUUAAUUGCCAAUCUGCCGAUACCUAAAAUCCACUAACGGAUAUUGUAUCAGUCAGUUUUGCAGUUGGUAGGUAUUCUGUGUGACUUGAUUUUUCAGAAACCUACUUGGAUACCUCAAUUGUCUAUAAUUUCUGUAUACUUUCAUCUUUGUAAGUGUACUAUUUUUUCAAUUCAAUUUGAUAUCCUGCGGUGAUUCUUCUACCCAGGAUCAGUGAUAGGAUGGCCAUAAAAAAUUUGCCGCUAUAUAAAGUUUCAAUCUUCGUUCUCACAGGUUACGUCAAAAAAUCUCAAUUGUAUUGUAAUAUUCCUUAGAAAAAGAUAAGAAGAACAGAGGUAACUGAUCAUAGAAAUAUGAUGAAUGAGAAAUGAGUUUUGAUAAUACGGUAAACUUGUGCAUUUGUCUUUGAUAGCCAAGUAUGCACACUAAACUGUC